AUGAGCCAGGAGAUCCACAGCCAGUACGACUCGAUCUUGAUUCUUGACUUUGGCUCGCAGUACUCGCAUAUUAUUACGCGCCGAUGCCGCGAGCUGAAUGUGUACUGCGAGAUGCUGCCAUGCACGCAAAAGAUGGCGGAUCUUGCAUGGAAGCCCAAGGGUAUCAUUCUCUCGGGCUCGCCGUACUCGGUGUACGAUGAUGUGGCUCCGCGCGUGGAUCCUGCUGUCUUUACGUACGGAGUCCCGGUACUGGGUAUAUGCUACGGGCUGCAGGAAAUGGCAUGGAACCACGGCGGCCACGUCGAUCCGCACGACACUCGGGAGUAUGGCCACGCUACGAUCCAAGUGCUGCAGACGGGCAACAGCGUGUGCGACGCGUUGCUGGGUGGAAUUGGAUCUGACUUGACGGUGUGGAUGUCGCACGGUGAUCAACUGUCCAAGAUGCCUGACAACUUCGAAGUCAUCGCCCACACAGCCACGGCGCCCUACGCUGCCAUCGCGCACAAGGAAAAGCCGUUCUAUGGCAUCCAGUUCCAUGCUGAAGUGACGCACACCACCUGCGGUAAAGCUAUUUUCGAAAACUUUGUCGACCGGAUCUGUGGAUGCAAGCGCAACUGGACCAUGGAGACGUUUAUUGACAAGGAAAUCGCUCGUAUCCGUGAAUUGGUCGGUCCUACGAGCCGUGUGAUUGGCGCCAUCUCUGGUGGUGUGGACAGCAGCGUGGCUGCCAAGAUCAUGCAUGAAGCCAUCGGCGAUCGCUUCCAUGCCAUCAUGGUCGACAACGGCGUGCUGCGCAUGGACGAGGCCAAGCAGGUACACGACAUGCUUUCCACGCACCUGGGUGUACAGUUGACCGUCGUGGAUGCCUCGGAUCUGUUCCUAAGUCGCCUCAAGGACGUGGAAGACCCGGAGAAGAAGCGCAAAAUCAUCGGAAACACGUUUAUUGAGGUGUUUGAGCGCGAAGCCGAGCGGCUCGAGAAGGAGGCCGAGGCCCAGGCGGCCACCACGGGCUCGGGCAAGUACGAGUUCCUCCUACAGGGCACGCUGUACCCGGACGUGAUUGAGAGCAUCAGCUUCAAGGGCCCCAGUGCCACGAUCAAGACGCACCACAACGUGGGCGGCCUGCUCGAGGACAUGAAGCUCAAGCUGAUUGAGCCGCUGCGUGAGCUGUUCAAGGACGAGGUUCGUGAACUCGGCAUGCUUAUGGGCAUACCCAAGCAUCUCGUCAUGCGCCAUCCCUUCCCUGGCCCUGGCCUGGCGAUCCGUAUUCUCGGUCCUGUCACGCGUGAGCAGGUCAAGUUGCUGCAGCAGGUUGACCGGAUCUAUCUGGACGAGAUCUGGAAGGCGGGCGUGUACAACGACAUCAGCCAGGCAUUUGCUGUGCUGCUGCCCGUGCGUGCGGUGGGUGUACAGGGUGACAAGCGGACAUACGAUCAGGUGAUUGCCCUGCGUGCGGCAUCAACGAGCGAUUUUAUGACUGCGACGUGGUAUCCAUUUGACUAUGCACUGCUGUCUCGCAUUUCGAAUCGCAUUACGAACGAGGUCCAGGGCGUAAAUCGUGUCGUGCUUGAUGUGUCGUCGAAGCCGCCUGCAACCAUCGAGUGGCUGUAA
This is a messenger RNA of Malassezia restricta, 1611 nucleotides long. Its product is annotated as GMP synthase (glutamine-hydrolyzing). Lineage: Eukaryota; Fungi; Basidiomycota; Malasseziomycetes; Malasseziales; Malasseziaceae. The transcript has a single exon. The record is from RefSeq and is a predicted model, not a curated record. Bases 1 to 1611 code for a protein of 536 amino acids. Gene Ontology annotation, molecular function: GMP synthase activity; ATP binding; GMP synthase (glutamine-hydrolyzing) activity. Gene Ontology annotation, biological process: GMP biosynthetic process. Gene Ontology annotation, cellular component: cytosol.